GGGCCAGAAGACAGGCUGGGCUCACCCAGGUGGUUGUCUCUGAGGACUGGGGUGGGGCCGGAGGGCUCAUCCUAGAGGAGGUGGGUGGAGAGGACAGGUGAUGCCUCUCUCUUGAGGGAGGAUGUGGGCAGCGGAGCUGAGUCCUCCUUACCUGCCCAGUCUGUUCCCUACAGAUGUUUGCUGCUGUUGCUCCCUGAGUCUUUGGUGUCCCCCCCUACCCAACCAUGGGAUCUGGGGGGCUGGUUUUCCCAUGAGGUCUCUCUCGUCAUAUCCUUGGCACAGCCAUAGCCAUUACCUGCGGUCACUUGGUUGGUACCCAUAUUCUAUUUCUCUAUUCCGAACUCACAGCUCAGUAUCCCUUGUUCUGUACCAUUCUGUAGCCCAAACUCACCUAGAAUAUAUACCAGGUGAAUAUCUAUCUCCUACCUGUUUCCUGGGUCCAAGAGGAGGGAAGGGUUGGUUUCUUACCUUUGGCCUCUCUGUCUCCGGCCCAGACAUCAUGUGGCUUAUCUUUAGAUAAAUGAGAGGUGGGGCACCCAGCUUUCUAGUUUUUUUUUUUCUCCUGUUCUCUUAUUAUAGCUUCCUUAAACACAGGAACCGUGCAGAGAUCUUACCCACAGGGGAUUCUUACAACCUCCAUUAUUGUUGGUCCAGGCACAAUGCCCACGGUAUUUGAGGAAAACACAAGAGCUGUGGUCCAAGAGAUGGACCCUGGAGGGGAUAUGAUUGCUGUCAGAAGCAUCAUUGAUGCUGACAGAUUCCACUGCUUCUGUCUGGUGGAGAAGAAGAAGCGUUUUCUUGGCUACCAAUAUGACAAGACAGACCUCACUCUGAAGGACAUACUGGAGAUGGAAGAGGGUGAAGAACUGUUUGAUAAGCUGGAUUCUGGGCUCCGAGGUCAGUAUGAGGUGAGUGAGAGAUGGAGCCAGGAGACUUUGCCCACUCUUACUCUACCCCAGUCUCAACUCCCCACUGCUAUCAACCAAGUCAACCAGUCAACAAAGAAACCGUGGAAUUCGUAUGCACACGAAGUAGCUGGUGGAGAAGGAGAAAUAAAUGCUCCUGGGAGGUGGGGCCCCUCUCAUUUCCUCUCUACUUUGUCCAGGAAGCUGAAGAGGGAACUGCCCCUUUCAUUCCGAUCAAUCCAGAAUGUGAAAGAAGAGCUGUAUCUGGUGACAGAAACUCUGGAAACGACAAAGGAGGAAACCGUGGAAAGUGGAAAGUGAUGUAUUUUGAAGAUCCUGAUGGAUUUUUUGAAUCUCCAAUAUGAAUACAAGCACCAAAUGGCAGUGACCAUUUCCCCUAAGAAGGUCCUGGGCUAUCGAAUAAAGCAGCUGGUCUUCCCCAAGACGGAGACAAUGAGUAAGUAUUUUUUGGGGGGGGGCAAAACAAAAUCCUUUCCAGAAGCAAAAGAUGGUGGUUCACCUUGGUUAGGGAAGUCCUUGAAUUUGGAGGAUUUCAGAAACAUGGAGGAGAAGGUGCAGGACAUGAUGAGAGCCCUCCAGGAUCUGACUGAGGAUGAGCGAAAAGAGGUGCUAAGCUGCCUCACUGAGCGCCUCAGCAGGGAUGAACAGCUGCAGGAUCUACAGCAAAGAGUGUCUGAUGUCCUGAGGUCUGGUGAGCUACAGAUAGAAGGCCCAGCAUUUCUUUUCAUAAGCAGCCUUUUUAAUGCUGUUGGGAUCUUGGUAGAAGUGCACACAGAAGCCAUUUGGGAUGUCCUGGAUGCCAUGACAGAGCUGUCUGAGGAGUGGCAGCUUGUGGCUGAGGUCCUAGAGAAGGGGACCCUGCCCCUGUUGAAGAACAAGGUGGAGUCUAUCCUGAAGCAGGACUGGAGGGAGCAGCCCCAGAAUAUGGGCUGUGACCCCCAGGCACGAACUGUCUACGCCCUUUACAUUGUUGUCUCCACCCUGCUGCAGCUGGGUGAGAAGCCUGACACUGGGUGUUCCUAACUCUGUGUUAGCUCUUCAACAAUUCAACCAAGUCUCUGGGUGCUCCUUUCCCCAGUCCAUCCUCACCAUCCCCAUUCCCAGGACCCUGGGCAUGCUAAGCGUGUGCUCUACCACUUGAGCUAUAUCCUCCCCGGCCCAGAACAAUGUCUUUAAAACAAGCCACUGGCUAUUUUUGAUACAUCCUAUUCACUGGGAUACUGUCCAAAACUCAGCCUGGAUUGUAUGCAUGUAUUUCUGAUUAAAAGUGGUAGAUUGAUCAUAUCAA
Messenger RNA from Vicugna pacos (alpaca), 2214 nucleotides. The record is from RefSeq and is a predicted model, not a curated record. NCBI's taxonomy places the organism in Eukaryota, Metazoa, Chordata, Mammalia, Artiodactyla, Camelidae.